CGCCGCCCGGAUCCCCGUCGCGUCUUCGCAAGCCGCUCGCCCACCAGCCUCCAUUGAAAUGUGGAUGCUGGCCGACCUGAUCUGAGCUCAGCCUGCCUGGUGUCGUUCUGUUUGCAUGUCUUGUCUGCCCGUCCGUCUGGCCUCGUGAGUCCAUCUUCUUCCGUUGUCCAUCAGGCAGGUUCCUCUUCUCUUCGCCUUCGCGCUUGGUUCUCUGGCAGACAUCAGACUUUAAUCCUUCCCCGAGCCUCUGUUUCUUCCUUUUGCUUCAGCUUCCCUUCUGUCACGCGUGCGUGCGUGCGUUUGCGUGGGUUAGGUCUCAUACUUACCAACCUGGUUUGGACUGCAUGCAGUUAGUGGUGGCCUGAUUCCCUGGUUCCCUGGUUUCCUGCCUCAAUAUUGGCUGUACCAUCCCUCCCCCCCUCCUUCGUGCCGCGCCUCCUCGGUACCCCCCUACACGCUCACCCAGCCGCAAAACCCAAUCUGGGCUGUCCUGCGUGGGGAGAUCAGCGACCAAGCCGGCCGCAUCAGCCUCCCUGGGAGUGACUUGAAGCCGCCCUCGUCACUUUCUUUUCUGCUCUUUCGAACCGCCCAUCCUGCCUUCCCACGAGCAGCAUACGCCUACCUCCGCAACGAUAAUCCCCGCCACAAAACAGUCGCGAACGAGCUGGCGCACUUCCCCGCCCGCGAGCGUGCGUUCGCAUCUCAUCACCACAACACGACAUCGCCAGCAUCAUCAUCGGCUGCUCCAUGUCGUCUAGGCCACCGAUGAGGGACGACAUCUUCCAGCGCCUGCCUCGGGCAACGGCGCUUCUCAUCCUUUCGGCACUGCUGGAAUCCGCCCAAGCCUCAGCUCUUCCCAGGGCGACGGCAACUCUUCCUUAUAUGGUCCUCGACGUCGUCGCAUGGCCGCCGCUUCCUACCGCCCCCGCCAUAACGCCCAACGAGUUCCACGAGCUGUUGCGCCGCCAGGACACCAACACGGUCUGCGGCUACAUCGGCGGCGACCCCAACCUGCCGGCAACCUGCUCGCCCGGCUCGCACUGCGUUCUUGACAGGCAGCACAAUGCCAUCGGCUGCUGCCCCAAUGGCGAGGCGACCUGCUCCACCGGCGUCUUCACCGGCUGCGUCGACUUCAACAGUGGCCCCCAGACCAUCGCCAACCCCUACGUCUACACGUGCCAGGGCAAUGACGUAUGCUACAAGAAUGUUUUUGGCGGUGGCCAGUCCCAGUACGGGUGUGGUACCGCUAGCGCCCUCGGCACUACGGUGGAGGCGUCCGCGUCGGGUCUGACCGACGCCGUCUCCCUGACCAGCGUCCAGGUCAGCUUCACCGAGUCGCCCACCACGCUAGCCACGCCGACGACUAUCAACCCGAGCACCGGGACUUUUACGCCAUCGACUACAUCGUCUAGUUCUGCAUCCACAUCCUCUGGGUCAUCAGUCUCGAGCAGUAGUUCAACUAGCUCGACUAGCAGCUCGACAACAUCGAGCACGUCGUCAUCUUCCACUUCGUCCUCGACCUCCCGGACGACGAGCGCCUCCUCCUCCAGCACCGCAGGCGCUCCCGCCGAAACCACCGGUGGCGGCGCGGCGCCUUCGGCUGGCCAAGACGGCGAUGGAAACUCCAAAGUCGACAAGACCGGCGCCAUCGUGGGCGGCACCAUCAGCGGCGUCGCCGUCCUGAUCGCUCUCAUCGCCGUUGCCAUAUUCUUCUGGCGGCGAAAGGCGGCCGCGAACGUGCGCAAGGGACCGGGCGCGGGCGGCAACACGCAGUACAUCAGCCCCAUGACCGGAGACCAGGGCUUCCAGCGCCUGCACGACAGCCAGGCCGCCUACGAGACGGGCAUGCCUCCUGGGGCCGUGUCGGCGCUCCCGCCGGCAGCCGCCAUGUACCAGCAGCCGGGGCAGCAGCCACCACAAGGGUGGCAGGAGGAAAUGGCGCGACAGCAGGCGCAGAGGGAGGGACAGGGACAGCAGUGGCAGCAGUGGGAGCAACAGCAGGCGCAGAAAUGGGGCAUGGACGCAAACGCCCAGGUCGGCUACAACGAAAACUCGGGCACCGUGCGCUACGUCGAGGGCGACCCGGCCGCGGUUCAGGUCGGGCACGGGAAUGUCGCCUACGUCGAGAGCGUGCCGACCCCCGGCGGCUUCGGGAACGCCACCGAGAUCACCAGCCCCGGGCGCCCCGGCUCGGUCGCCCAGUCGCCGCCCGCCCAGGGCUACCACUACCCGGGCCAGUACCCAGCCGCCUACGCCGGCGCGCCCGUGGCCGCGGCCGCGGUGGUCGGCGGUGCGGCGGCGGCAGCCGCGGGCGGAAACCGGGGCGUCAGCCACGGCGCGACCAGCUCCGUCGGCGGCGCCAGCAGCUACUACAGCAACAGCCACAUGGCCCCUCCCCAUCCCAUGUCUCCGCCCUCGGGCCCGGUGCCGCCACCGCCGCCGCCCAGCAGCGCGUACGGCGACGCGUCCGUGUCGUCGGUCAGCCGCGGCAUGAGCAUCCGGGGCGGGGGCGGCGGCAGCGGCAUCCGGAGCAGCCACCCGACCCCCAUAGCCAACCAGUUCUGCUCGGCGGCCUGGGCCUUGCAGAUGCGCGGCUCCCUGCGCGAGUCGACCGACGACUACGCCAGGGGCGGCUACCCGGAUGGGCUCGAGCGCAUCGGCGAGGACGAGCCCCUGACCACCGGCAUGCAGGGCAACCCAGUCGGCAACGACGGCGGCAAUGACAAUGGCACCGGCACCUACGCGGACAACGGCGCCGCGGGCUUCGAGUCGUCGGCCCAGCCCGAGGGCGGCGACCUGGUCUCCAAGGACUCCCUCAUGUCCCGGGCCAGCGGCAGCAGCAACGCGUCCAGCAACGGCGGCAGGCCGCUCUGGCACCAGAACCGGCCGCACGGCCGCAACCAGAUGUGGAUGUGAGGUGCCCGUCUCACCUCCCUGAACGCAACGCUUGUUUUUCUUCAUCGGUUUUUUUUUAGGUUUCUUGCAUGUUACCGCAUUCGUGCCCUCGAUCACACCGGGCAGCGCAUGUUAAUUGGGACUCGGUAUACACCAGUGCCAUUUUUUCUUUGUAAUACCUCCUCUCGUCGGGGUUUCUUGGUCAAAUCGGCGCCAUUUCUAGCGUCCCAUUGCGCCGGAGUUACAGUUUUGUUUCGAAUUGGGGCGUACAAAGGAAAGCAGAGUAAAAGAUCAAGGCAUAUUCGAUCGGCAUUUUCAGCACCAGGGUUUGCAUCAUCGCAAGGCUAUCUCAUUUUCCUCCCUGUUGAUAUCAGUAUUGGUAUAAUCUUCUGAGCCACCACCUAUUCUUGUCAACUUGUCUGUGAAAUCCGCGUCUAGUUUCUGGGCAAAAGUGUGGGUGUGUGCAUGAUAUUAGGGCAACGACUAGACACCCUCAACAUGUUCAUGAGAGCAACGCUGUUGGUGGAGCGCCGCUGCUGUAUUUCUUCGACGCAGGCAUGUAUGCUGUCUGGUGCGGCCUGGAUAAUAAAUGGAAAUCAUCGCGUAUCGCCAACAUGUAUGGGUUGGUUUCGUUGUUGUCCUUUGAACUUGUCAUCUCUCUCACGUCUCGGCAGCCUUGAUUUCAAUGACUGAGAGAGGAGACCCAAAGACAACGAUGAGUUUGAUGUUUAGCCGCAGCACACAGUGGCCUCAUUCGUAGCGCUUGUAAGUGACCGGUUUCUAGAAAGACAAC
Messenger RNA from Gaeumannomyces tritici R3-111a-1, 3688 nucleotides. RefSeq lists its product as hypothetical. Bases 748 to 2916 code for a protein of 722 amino acids. The transcript has 2 exons. The record is from RefSeq and is a predicted model, not a curated record. Lineage: Eukaryota; Fungi; Ascomycota; Sordariomycetes; Magnaporthales; Magnaporthaceae.